Molecule: messenger RNA, 2044 nt
Organism: Haliotis rufescens (red abalone)
Lineage: Eukaryota; Metazoa; Mollusca; Gastropoda; Lepetellida; Haliotidae
Product: putative methyltransferase-like protein 7A
Exons: 2
Coding region: 606-1331 (241 amino acids)
Molecular function (GO): S-adenosylmethionine-dependent methyltransferase activity
Source: RefSeq, a predicted model, not a curated record
ACAACUCCAUUAUGUGGUUCGCGCCACUAUAAUCCACUAUAAGCUGAUACAAGAACACCGUUCUGUUCUUGACUGGAAAGAACUCUCCUAAUACGAAACAUGACAUCGGUAAGACAUCAUUGCGGUAACCACCAUCGGCUGAUUGAGUGAGAUCACCAUAUCAAAGGGAGGGAAGCGAAUGUGGAAGGCAUCAGCUGGCCUUCUCAGCACAAGAAGAAGACCCGCACACACGCGCACGGAGCAGCAGGAGGGACGGGGCAGAGGUGGCGAUCAAAUUUCUCCGAUUUCGAUAAGCCCACAGAACGCCGGCUAGCUAGCAAUAUAUAUUUUCCUUAGGCCGAGAAACCCAAGGUGCACGUGUGUGUGUGUGUUUCUCGGAGCAAGUCUCGCUUCUUCUUGACAAGCGAGAUCGUGAGGCACCUGGCAGCAGAGGUCCCAAAACCAGGGUGUUUGAAGGGAGUAACUAGAGAUACAGUUCUCUACAGAUUUCGAUAGGCGUUUUCUGGCUGGAGUGUUGUUGUUCGUUCACAUAUCCCGUCACCCGCAGCUAAAGGUAAUAUCCAGAACGAGCCGCCCUUGACUUUGGAUUAAACGAUCCAGGCAAGAUGGUUUCCGUAGCAGGGAAGAUUUUCAUAAUAAUCCUUUUUAUUAUAGGAUUUCUUGUAUGGUAUAAAAAGUACAAGACAAGUCCCUGGUAUCUCAACAGGUUGUGGAAGACAAUGGACGAUAAUUUAAGGAACACUAAGAUUCUAUUAUUUGCAAGCCUUCACCAAAUGAGAGAGAAUCUCAACAGAGACCUAUUGAUCCUCGAGGUGGGGUCUGGAGGGGGGACGAACUUCAGGUACUACCCUGACGGAACCAGAGUCGUCUGUCUCGACAUCAACGCAGAAUACUUUAAAUUUGUUGACGAGAAUCUUAAAUCUCAAAAUACACAAGUGGAUGUGAAGGAUUUUAUAUGUUGUAAUGCCGAAAACCUAAGCCAGUUUGCGGAUAAUACAUUCGACGCCGUAGUUUCCACGUUUGUGCUGAGCUCUGUACGCAAGUCCACGAGCGCUGUAGAGGAAAUCAGGAGAGUUCUCAACAAGGAAGGUGCAUUCUUCUUCAUCGAGAACGUGUUUGGAAAGAUAGGCGACAAGGCGAGGGUGGUUCAGCGUGUCCUGGCUCCCUUCUACCCCUUCCUCUUCGACGGCAUAAAACUCAUGGUCAACACCGACGAGGUUAUCACCAACUGCGGCUUCUCCAAGGUUGACUUCAAGCGGAUCGAGUUCGAACCCCCAAUUCCGCUCCUGUUCCCUCUCAGAUCCGCCAUUUGUGGAUCGGCCACAAAGUGAAGUCGUUGAUGCGUGGAGGCGUUACGUUCCAUCAUGUUACGUCAUUCGUGACCUACUUUCAUGUCAGCUCAAGAAGAACGACCUGGUGGUAAUUUCUCGUGCCAAGGUCAUGGUCGAGGUCAAGGUCAAGGUCGAAGACUGAGUUUGAUGAGUUUGAAUCCAGAUACGUGUUAGAAGGACUGCACUAUUUGGUGUUCAUGGUGAAUGUGUCUUCCUCCCCGUGUUUCCCCCCCCAUUUGAAGGAUCCCCGUGCGAGUAAACGAAGCAUAAACUCGACUGAGACAGGAGUACGUUACGGAUACACACCCAUUGCUCCAGUAUACCAUUCAACCUAUCACAUUUCCUAUUGGAGUUUCUAUAGCAUAUAUGCUGCAGUGUAGUAGGGCUUUUACUGUUGUGUUGUGCUAAAGAGGAGGUUCAACUUACUCUAGGAUGGUUGGCUGCUUAUUACAGUUCUUCCCAAUACCAGAAUAUAUAUUACCACUGACAAGUCAUGUAUAUAUGUUCCAGAUAUGUGCUUAAGGCUUGCUUUUAUGAAUCUGGGGCUCACGAGGUUUGAAGAUCAUAAAUGAAAGCUAUGAAAGGUGAUAUGGAUGAACACUAACUUGGCGCCAACAAAACAAACAAUUGCUGUAUUGAUAUGAGUUUGAGUUUUUUGUAGUUUUUGUUCAGGAGACUGUUGUAUUACCUGGAAUAAAACCCCAUGUUCAUCA